AUGGCGGCUGUGCGCGCUCAGAAGGCCCAGGACAUUGAAGAGGAAUGCAACAGCACACUGCGCUCACAAUCCAAGGAGAUGGAAGCUCUUCUUGAGACUCAGGAGAUCAUCAUCUCUCCAGUGCUUCAUAACAUGAUGGUGCACCGAAGAACAUCUUCAGAGAUUGAGCUCGCAAUGGCGAAUUACUUCGACGCUACCACGGAGGCCCUAGAGAUGUGCAGGCAGCUCCUCCAGAAUAUCAAAGACGCCCAAAGCAACUACCAAUCCAUGGACAGCUUCCUCGCUAUCAUCUCAGCUUCCCAUGCACUUGACUUCCCUUUCACAAGCAACAACCCUUUCUGCACCACAACACGAAGCAACUUGAGGCCGAUCCACGACAAGUACUCCUGCAUACUUCAGAGCUUCAGAUCGAGCCACAGGAGAGUAGGGAGGAAGCUCAAGAUGGUGAAGGCCGUCAAGAAGCUCUCGCGUGCCUUGGUCGUCAUGGCGGGCGGAGCGGCUGCUGUGGCUGCCUUCGGCACUGGGGCGCACCUGCUGUUCUUCGGUCUCCUCCUCAUCGGGACGGCGACCACGGGGGCGCUCAAGACGUGGCUCGCGGCGAGGGCUAGUACAAAGAAGCCGUCCAGCAAGACCACGUCGUCAUUGCUUCAGCUGCAGGAGCAGCUCGACACAGCGGCGAAGGGCACCUACGUCGUUGGCCAGGACCUCGACACUGUCAGCAACCUCGUGGCGCGGCUCUCCGAUGCCAUCGAGCGGGAGAACGCCAUGGCGAGGUGGUGCGCGGAGAGAGCGGACGAGAGGAGCUCGGUGCUAGAGAUGGCGAACGAGCUCAGUCGUAGCUGCUCGAGCUCCAAGAGACUCACCAAUGAGCUGGAGGAGAACGUGUGCCUGUUCCUUGCCACCAUACAUAGGGCUAGAAAUUUGGUCAUCCAAGAGAUCUCCAAGAAAGCUUGA
This is a messenger RNA of Miscanthus lutarioriparius, 954 nucleotides long. The record is from the annotation of a GenBank genome assembly. NCBI's taxonomy places the organism in Eukaryota, Viridiplantae, Streptophyta, Magnoliopsida, Poales, Poaceae.